UAAACAGAAAACAUUCCGCUCGUACGAUCGUUAGAAUUUAGAAAAUAGUGGAGCCUGGAGGAUUUAGCGUGUCGUGUUUACUGAGUUGUUUGGAAGCUGAAUGGAUUUGGCCAUUCAAGGCAAAUCAACACCGAGACCAAAGCCCCAACAAGGAGGCAUGCCAGGCAAGUCUGCCACUGGCCUGAACCCCACCAGAACCUUUCCAGAAUAUAGCACCCCGGACGCACCCAGAGCAGGGCCAAAACCGGCCGCCUUGUGCAGCCUUUCUACUAACAAUUCUAACAAUAAGGGAUGUGUGAUUACUCAGUCCAAGCUUGACAAGAUUCAGCAAGUUGUUACCCCAAGACCACGUUCCAGGAUGCAGUACCCCAAACCUAAAGGAAUUCCUUCACUGGACCUUGGACAACUCCAAGACAAAGACAACUCGUUACAGAACCCAGUCAAAAGCUAUGAAGAGAAACUUGACCCACCAGACACAGCCAGCACCGUCAGUUGGGGAUAUCACGAGUACAGCCCUGCUGCCAGAUCUCCAGCCAUGAAUGCCCCCUUUGCUCUUCACCACACCCCUACAGUGGGCCCACCCAGCAACCGCACCCAGCGACCAGGCAGUGUGCCACGCCUUGAUCUGGAACGGAGGCAGAAGUCUGCUUGGACUGAACCAGCUGUGCCAGAGAAUCUACCCCCUCCCUCUGAGUGCCAGAAGCAGCAAUUCAAGCAGAUAGAGCAGGACAGGAAAGACGAGUUGAAGCAGUGGUCCCAGAGGGGUGGCCAACCAAAAAAGCACCUAAAGGCUCCAUAUAGAACGGACAAUGACUCUGAUGAUGAUGCUGAUGUGAACAGCAGUCGGGACCAGCACGACAAACGAGUUGAUGCAGAAGCUUUGGCAGCGGAAAGAAGGAGGCAGGAGAUUGAGCAGACUGUUUUAGUUGAUCAGCUUUCGAGGAGUGUCAUUUGCGACCCAGAACAAAAUCAGCGAAGUGAAACACCACUUUCUGGAACUGCCACACCUUUGGGCCAACCAAGACCCAAAACAAGAACUCUGCAUGAAUCCAAAGUUCGGACAACGGGAACGGUCACCGAGAACCUCCUGGACAAACGCUUGACCUUCAACGCUCGGAUUGUGACGAGGAGCGGCCACGAUGCCUUACGGGAGCUGUGCGGCUUCUACUUUGACCUGGAUAAGACCAUGACCGUCUACGAGUAUCGCCAAUUUGGUUCCAAAUCAAAAGCCUUACCGUUCAUCCAAAGAGGGAAAUACAGUCAUGUAACUGGCCGAAGAAAAGGCAGGCUGUAUGUCGUGCAGGACAUUUCAGCGGGAGCCACCCUGACCUUUGACUCAGCAAACCAACCUUCAAUCUCCUCUGCCUUGAAGGCCAAACCUGUACUGCUGAUCAGGAUCACGCACGUAGAUGAGACUUCCAAAGAGAAGCUAAUAUUUAAAAAUGGGAGGAUUCCAUAUGACCCAGAGGAGUAUCACACUAAGAUGGAUCCACCAAUUUCCAAGCAGGAUGCUGCCGACAGUAAACUCAUAACCCAAAUACAAGAAUCUGUCAGAAGUCAGAUUCGCAAACGAGCUUGCAAGACGUUAACUGGCCUGGGCCGUCACUUCAGGCAGCUUGACAAAUCAGGAGAUGGCGUCUUGAACAAAGAGGAGCUGCGACAAGCACUAGACACAUACCACAUUAAAGUGGACAAAAAUUUAUUUGAGUCGCUGUGGUUGGUUCUGGACCAGAAUGAGGAUGGUGCGAUAGAUUACGGUGAAUUCCACAGAGCGUUCAUUGGUGAGAUGAACGAAAGGAGGAAAACAUUUGUGAGGAAGGCAUUCCAGAAAAUCGAUGCCAAUAAGUCGGGAACAGUGAGCAUUGAUGAGUUGAAGAAAUUCUUCAAUUUGCAAAAGCAUCCACAUGUAGCACAAGGUCUGGUCACGGCCUCGGAGGUAAUGAACAGUUUUCUGGAGCUCUUUGAUCGGCGUGCAAAGGAGAUCACGUACGGAGAAUUUGAGGAUUACUACGAGGGUGUCAGUGUCUCGAUCAGCAGCGACGAUGAAUUCAUCGGCAUGGUGUCAGCAUGCUGGACAUUGUGAAAAAGGUUGGAAACUGAACAGUAAUAAUGCAAAGCAAGCAGAGUAAAGUGUAAACUUACGGCAAACACCAGUACAUGUACUAUGUCAAUGAGCUGGUUCAUAUGCGUACAUAUCAUGCAUUCAAGGCAGCAUUAUUAGAUUCACGUUGAGUGGAAUUGGACUGCUUUUGGAUUCCCUGGCAGUUUCUCAGCUCUGACGCAUCUCAGACAAUGGCAAAAUAGUGGGGGAGAGAAGAUUUUUUAAGGAAUUGAAAGCAAAUGUAUUCUUUUAUCAGGCAUGUAACUUUUCCUCGGAUCGGCUGAUUUCCUUGUUUUUCACUCCACACUCAUGCCAAUGAAGAUUGAAAAACACUGAACAGUUUUGUAAAGAUUGGACUACCUCAUUUUUUGUCCAAGUCCAGGUUGCAUAUCUGUUUUAUGGGUGAAUAAAAAUAGGACGGUCGUUUUUUGGGGGGAAGAAACCACCUUGCCCCCCCAUGCCUAAAUAGGCCACUGAACUCGAGAAAUCUCUGACGGUCUUUCUCUUUUGUCUCUAUUAAGCAGUGCAUAUUGUUUGCAUCAGU
Messenger RNA from Acanthaster planci (crown-of-thorns starfish), 2645 nucleotides. Its product is annotated as calcyphosin-2-like. Lineage: Eukaryota; Metazoa; Echinodermata; Asteroidea; Valvatida; Acanthasteridae. Gene Ontology annotation, molecular function: calcium ion binding. The record is from RefSeq and is a predicted model, not a curated record.